AUGCCACAUACGGACGGCGAGGCGGUCGCCGACGCGACCGCUGAGUCCGAGCCGCCAGUCGCCCCAACCGAGGAGUCGGAUUUCGACGCCGCUGUGGCCGCGCUCCGGAUCCGCAAGGACCUCCCGCGUCCACCGUACCCUACGCCGCCAAUCCUAGCCGUGUCGACAGCAUCGGUCGAGAGCAAAGUGGUUGCGGUUCAGGCCUACAUUGAGAAGCUGGGAUACAACUUCACCGAGGUGCGCAAGCAGAGACCGAUGAGCCGAAUCCUGGAGACGGCGCGCGAGAUCACGAGGCUGUCCCUCCCGAUCAAGUGCGUCGAGGCCGUGUUUUUGGCUGCCUACCUCACCCAGGGCCAGCGCGAGCUCGAGCGUGUGCCGCUUAGCUUCAAGUCGUCGGUCGACGGCCAGACGUACAAGCACAUCGUGCUCGCGCUCAAGCUCAACUCCAAGUGGGGCUGCGUCGGACUCAGCCGGCGGCGCGAGCUCUACUACAAAAAGUUUGGUUAUGACUCCCUCGCCGGCCUCGUGCUCGAGUUUCAGCGCUCAUACUCCUCCGUGUUCCAUUCGCUCAAGCGCGUAAAGGCGGGGCUGCCACUGCCGCAUGAGCCGGUUGCGGGCCAGAGAUUAGAUGCCCGAUCCCCUCAGUGCGUCGCCUCUCCUCCCUCCUUGUCCAGCUGCGGCUUCCCACACUCGCGCGCGCAUCCGCACCCGCUUAGGCGAGUACGUCUUUUGGGACUACCUGCUGCUGAGGCAAAGGCGCCGGCCUCGGCGGACAAAUCAGCAGCGAGGCGACGUGAGGCGGGCGGCGCGAGCGACGGCUCGGAGUCGAGCGACGCGGACGUCGACGGCAGGGGUGGGGAGGCUGUGACGCCCGCGGAGGAGAGACUCGAUUGCACGAAGACCGAAGCGCGUGCAACUGUGAGGACCGACCGCGACUUGAGAGCGCAAGGGGAGCGGGGAACGUUUCUCAAGGUGUGA
Molecule: messenger RNA, 978 nt
Organism: Emiliania huxleyi CCMP1516
Lineage: Eukaryota; Haptophyta; Isochrysidales; Noelaerhabdaceae
Exons: 4
Coding region: 1-978 (325 amino acids)
Biological process (GO): regulation of angiogenesis
Cellular component (GO): cytoplasm
Source: RefSeq, a predicted model, not a curated record